AUGACUUUCAUCCCGCAUGUGGUGACAAUCAUGCUCUACCCACCUCCUCGAGACGCCACACGAACCCGCGCAGAGGCAAUUAUCGACAGAGCCUGUUUAUGCUUCGCGCUGUGCGAGGUCGUGCACAAACUGUUUCUUCUGUACCACCUAGCACGACACCUCCUCUCCUCGACUCGCGCGGGCCGAGCUCUCCGGACGAGGCUGCGGUCUCUUCCCGCAACGCUGGAGCCGCUGCUUCUGCCCGUCUGGUUGAGGAUUAGUGCCCUGCUUGCGCCGGUCCACAGUCGGGUUGUUGUCGCGCUGGCGCCGUAUGGCGUUCUGGCGGAGCGUGUUGCGCCGGGGCUGGGAGCGCCUUUGGGGUGGGUGAGGGGGGUUUUGGUGGUGGAGGUUUGGGUUUGGGUGCAUUUGGUGUGGAUUGCUGGGUUGGUGUAUUGUGCGCCGUUUUUUCUGCUGGCUUGGAUGGUGAGGAAGGUGCUGAGGUCGAUCUGUCGUCGUGGGACGUCGGUGCAGGAGAGCGCUACUACUACUGCUACUACUGCGGCUAGUACCCCGAGCCCUUUCCGAUUCCUCGACCUUCCCCCCGAGUUGCGGAAUAGAAACUACACGUCUACGUCGGAGAUCGCACUCAAGGACACGGUCAGGAUCGUCUACGACGCUGCAAGACCUUACAGGAUGGUCCUCAAGCGUAAGACUACACUGGCGAUUCUCACGGACUUGCUCCGACUCCCGGGACGCAAAGGGGACAUUACUCGGCCACGCCGUCUCGCGCUUCCCUCGACCAGCCGCCAGAUCCAUAACGAAUCCUCUCGUCUCCUUUUCGAGGACAUGCGUCUCGACUUCGCUGUCUGCGACUCCCGCUCCUCCAUCCCGGCUAUGAACGAGUUCUCCGACGUUUUCAAGGACAAGUUACAAUUCGUGCGGAGACUCGAGAUGCCACUGCGAGUUGCUCGGACGCUUCUCUUUGAAGCUGCCGACAAUAACAAAGGAGGUGCUGGGCGUCUUGGCAUAUCGUUACGGCGAAUGAGUUUGGCAGUGAACGGUUCUGUAGCACGGAUGGGGGGGUUGUGGCAGCUUUGGUAUUCAAGAGAAGUGAUCCCGGCUGAGAGGCGGAGGUGGGAGGACGUUGCGUUGGCGGUGCCGGGACAGUUGUUUGAUGUCGAGACGGAAUUGACGGGAAAGUGGACACUGGGGUGGAUUGAUCCGUGA
This is a messenger RNA of Zasmidium cellare ATCC 36951, 1206 nucleotides long. RefSeq lists its product as uncharacterized. The record is from RefSeq and is a predicted model, not a curated record. Bases 1 to 1206 code for a protein of 401 amino acids. NCBI's taxonomy places the organism in Eukaryota, Fungi, Ascomycota, Dothideomycetes, Mycosphaerellales, Mycosphaerellaceae. The transcript has a single exon.